AUGGAGGCUCCAUUUGAGGUUUUGCAUAAUGGCAAGUUGCUGUAUUACGCUUGCCUUGGCAGGCCCUCUCUGGCCCACCUGGAAGCCGGGGACUCUGACGACAAAAGAGCCGAGGCCCUCAAGAGGCUGCUGCAAGUCUUUGGCAUGGAGGACCCCCCUCAAUCCCCCCACCGCAUCAAAGAGCCCCCCCAGUACAUGGUGGACCUCUACAACACGGUGGCCGGGGAUGACGGGGUCACCAAGGACCCUGACCUCUUGGAAGGGAACACGGUGCGCAGCUUCCUGGACAAAAUUCACAGUGACCAGUUCCAUUUCCUCUUCAUCCUGUCCAGCGUGGCCAAGAACGAGAGGGUCCUGACAGCGGAGCUGCACCUCUUUAAACUGCGGGCACGGGUGGCUGAUGGGGCCCUCCUCAGGAGGCAGCACUUCUGCCAGGUGAGUGUCUACCAGGUCCUGGACAAAGAGAACUUGGAUUCCUCUGAUGGAAAGAAACUGCUCUCGGUCCGACUCCUGGCUGUGCAUGGCUCCGGAUGGGAAGUGUUUGCCAUCACACAAGCGGUUCGUGAUUGGACAGAAGAAGAAAGCAGCAACCAGGGCUUGUUGGUGACUGUGCGGGGACUUGGAGGGUCACCGCUUGACCCCAGUGCCGUGCAGUUCGCUUCUGGGAGAGAUCACCAUGAGAGCAAGAAACCAAUGUUGGUUUUGUUCACUGACGACGGGCGAAGAGGAAUGAUGCUACCCACCAACACCUUUUUAGAUUCCAGCCUGCAGAACCCAACCUUUCCUGAGCACCUAGGAAGCACCUCAAACAGGACACGGACCCCUCGCUCAGUGGACCCGCAGCUGCCCUGCCAAAGACACCAGCUCUCUGUGGACUUUGAGGAAAUUGGCUGGUCUGGCUGGAUUAUAUCUCCCCGUGGGUACAAUGCCUACCACUGCAGGGGUUCCUGCCCCUUCCCGCUGGGGGAGAACAUGCGGCCCACCAACCACGCCACCGUCCAAUCCAUCAUCAAUGCCCUGAAGCUCAGCCAGGACGUCAGUGGUCCCUGCUGCGUCCCUGAUAAACUCUUCUCCAUCAACCUGCUAUAUUUUGAUGAUGAUGAAAAUGUGGUCCUCAAACAGUACGACGACAUGGUGGCUGGAAGCUGUGGUUGCCACUGAACUCUGGGACGGACAGGGGUUUCCCUUCUUGGUGCCCAAAGCCCCUGAUCCAGGGGAGAUGGUGAAAUCCCACCCUUCAGAAGCAUCCAUAACUAGCCUAGCUGAGUCUCCAUUUUCACUAUAAGCACCUUUUAACUGCUUUGGGAUGCAUACAAGGAGAGAAUCUGACAUUUGCCAGGUACUCAUUUCUCCAAAUUCACAUUUGCUCCAAUCCAUUUCCCAUUUUGUGGGGCCUGCCUCUAGUAAAUUGCACUCCCUUGGGGGUGGGAAAUGAGGGGUGGCUCCUGAAACGGUUAUUACUACCUUUCAAUCUGGUUUUCUUCCAAAGAGCUCAAGGUGGUGUAUAUGGCCAUGUAUUCCUUUUAUCUUCAUGACAACCCUAUGAGGUAGGUUAGGGCGACAGAUUGGGAGAGACUGGUCCAAAGUCUCCCAGUGACUGAGUGGGGAUUUGAACCCAGGUCCUCCUGGCCCUAGUCCAACGCUAUAUCCACAUUGGCAUUUUCCUAGAAUUUUAGAGGUGGAAGGGAUCUUGGAGUCUUCUAGUUCAACCCCCUAUUCAUUGCAGGAAUCUAGGCUGUACAACGUUGGCCCCCCUGCACGUGUUGGUCUACAACUCCCAUCAUCCCUAUUUGCCACUGUGACUGGGGAUUAUGGGAGCUAUAGUCCAACAACAGUUUGAGGGCCAAAGGUGGGUAGCCCUACAGCAUCUCUGACAGAUGGCUGUCCAGCCCCUAUUUGGAAAUCUCCUCUGAAGGGGAGCCCACCACUGCAUGAGGCAGGCUGUUCCACUGCCCAACAGAUCUUAGAGUUAGGGGUAUAAAAUCUUUGCAAACUGUAAUCCUAAACCAAUCUUCCUCUCUCCUUUAUAAUCCAAGCUUCCCCUCUCCCUCCUGCAGAAUGUACCAUAUUGUAUAUAUCAAAAUUGUUAAUUUAUAUAUAUAGAU
Molecule: messenger RNA, 2105 nt
Organism: Hemicordylus capensis (graceful crag lizard)
Lineage: Eukaryota; Metazoa; Chordata; Lepidosauria; Squamata; Cordylidae
Product: bone morphogenetic protein 2-like
Exons: 7
Coding region: 1-1161 (386 amino acids)
Biological process (GO): SMAD protein signal transduction
Cellular component (GO): extracellular region
Molecular function (GO): growth factor activity; cytokine activity
Source: RefSeq, a predicted model, not a curated record